AUGGACUACUCCCUGAUCAAAGGACUUGGCGCUGGUGUGAUUGGUCGUAAAGAGAAUAAUGAUUAAGGCUGCGUCACUUAAUCCAUCUUUUAGCUCAUCUGCAAGCCGUUUUCACGUGGAAAAGUGGACACAUCAGAUGACGCAAGAGACAGGGACCCCUCAAGCAUAUGCCUCCCAAUACAAGGGAGACGCUGACGCACAUUCUUGAGGGAUUUCCACAGGGAUGGACUGUAGCGAGUUCUAAAAUGAACAAAGUAGAGAAGACUCCUGCGAUUGGUACGAACGGAAUGCGCUGACGGAAGGCGAAGUUGAAGAAUUAGAAGAGCUCAUCCUUGACUCCUGUCGCCACUACCGUCGAGACUCAACAGGCACUAUCGUCCCAGAUUACGAAAGUGGAAGAUUUCUUAAGUUAAGGCUCCAUCUUAAUAAGUAGAAUAAGAAGCAUCUCUGACACUGACUCCUCUUCUAAGGGGGAAACGGGUCCAAGAUACAUCUCAAAAUGGGAGAUUCCCGGAAGGUCUAAGUAAGGCAACAGAGGGCGGAAUGCUGUCGCCUUAUGAUCUGGUGGAUACACCAGUGAGAACUGGAGUCCAGCCCGACGGCUACUUGUGGUGGCAGAUGUCCAGCGAAUCCCUUUUUGGAGAUGUCCAGAAAUCAACUAGUGCAGAAGCUUCUAUUUCUAGUAGUACAUCUUCAAAGAUAGACCAGAACAAGAUGACCUCCACAACAAGAGCAUCUACAGGUGGACCUAGUACAGGAGCUACUUCCAUCUCUGCUAGUACAACAAAUUCCUUAACAGCGUCUUCCUUCAAUACUGUAGCGAAUAACAAAAGUAGACCAGCUCCUGAUACAAGAACAAGCUCCUCUUUGCCUUCUCCUUCUCCUUGUACCGGUACUAUCGCAGUACGCUGUUUCUUUCUUGGCGGCAAUGACGCUGAUUAAGGCCGCUUCAUGAUCCAUCUGAAAUUUAAGACAACGAGCACCAGGGAGGAGUAGAACUGCUAACACAUACACUUGUAAAGAAUGGGCAAUCUACUACUUCUACUACAACUAAGCAGGCUGGUGCUCGCUCCUGGUGCUAAGGGCAGCACUAUGACUAUGUAUCCUCUGUAUAACUACAAUUUCGAUUGUUUUUGUUAGAAAGAUCGUUUCUUGAAUUCUAAGGCCUAUGAUAUUGUUGAUAAAUUCUUGUUCUAACUUGCUGGGGAAUUCUACGAAGGACGAGCUGAAAACUUUUUUCUGCCUAAGAAUGCGCAAGGACUGUGCCUUCUAGAGCUUUUCAGGGUUGCCUUUCGACGUCGUCUCCUGUACAAAUUGGGAAUUCGCGAAGCAACUAAACAGUAUGCCCCAUGCUUUCACAUACCACUGAAGACAAAGUUAAGGCUAGGUUAUUAAAGGUGUUCCUGUCAAUACCGUUUGUUUGUAGUUUUGCCUCUCCUAUUAAGGCAACCCUUACCGUUUGUAGUUUUGCCUCUCGUCCUAAGGCAAAAAGGGAGAAUGAAAGGCAGAACCAAUAACGGGAAACAGAAACGCCAAAAGUAUAUUACCGCUAACAAAGGCCAAGGGAGGAGGCAGAUUUGGGUGGCCAGAUAACCCUGCGCUUUACAACGACACAUCAAGCUAUUUCCUCACGGCCUUGAGGAAAUUAGAAGCAGAUGGAGUGAGUUGUCGGGAUCUUGACGCCUGGUCAGGGACUGAAGACCUGAGAUAUCGGUUGCAAAAAGAGACGGGAGGACCUGGACCAGGAGUAAUUCAACAACAACAACAACAACAACAGCAAGGGUUGAUGGCGAUGAAGGGCCAGCAACAGCUACAGCAGCAGGAUAUUU
This is a messenger RNA of Amoebophrya sp. A25, 1829 nucleotides long. Lineage: Eukaryota; Dinophyceae; Syndiniales; Amoebophryaceae. The record is from the annotation of a GenBank genome assembly.